AUGAAAAGAAAACUCUUAAAGAUACUAAAACUAAUUUUUUUUUUUCAAAAUAAUCAAUUAGAAACAACAGAUAGAUUACCAACACAAGCAAUAACCAGACCACAUUAUGACCAUCAAUCUGGUCCUCAAGCACAAACUCACGAUAGUCAUAAUCAAACACAACUUCCAGGUAGACAUAUAAGUCAAACUCCAGAACCUAUUGAUUUUGAUGGUUUGGGAAUUCCUAUAGAGGAAACUCAGCAAUUACUUAACGAGAUGAGAUCAAAUCUUUCUCUUCAAAGAACAAUAGCAACAACAACAACAACAACAUCAGCAUCAACAGCAACCGAUCAAGAACAAGAGAUCAGUCAAGCUAGAGAUUAUUGGAAUUCGGCCCCACCACAAAUACCACAACAAAUUAUAUCUACAACAAAAAAACCAACCUUCUCCAUAGCUACGUCAACAUCCACACCAAAUGUAAUAAGAAUAAGUGUAACAGAUCAACCAUGCAUGUCGGUACCAUUACCAACCCAAAACAGAAUUGACAAUCCCUGGUACUUCCUAUGGAAUGAUAUUAAUGAAGAGUUAAAAAAAUCAUAUAACUUUUUCAUAAAUAAUAUUGGAUUUCAAACAGAAACAGUUUUUUUGGAAAACUUAAAUAAUUUAAUCCUUGAUAAUAAUAAUCAAAAUCAAAAGGAUUUCGGAGAGUAUCAAAGUGUAUUGAUAUUUUGCAAAAACAAAUUGGAUGCGGGAACGAGUGCAGCCUCAAGAGAUCAACUAGAGAAAUUAAAAACAAAUUUAAUUAAAAUUAAAUUUUUUCUCUUAGUUAUUAACCAGUGA
This is a messenger RNA of Dictyostelium discoideum AX4, 819 nucleotides long. RefSeq lists its product as hypothetical. Bases 1 to 819 code for a protein of 272 amino acids. The record is from RefSeq and is a predicted model, not a curated record. The transcript has a single exon. NCBI's taxonomy places the organism in Eukaryota, Evosea, Eumycetozoa, Dictyosteliales, Dictyosteliaceae.